AUGGGACAGAAGCGCUCAGGUGGUGGUGGCCUUACGAAGGACGUAGCACCAGUAAAACCUUCUCAGCCAGAGCUUCCAUGGGGAAUGGAAACGACAGAAAUGCAGCCAAGUUCUUUGACUUCAUUGACAGAUGAUAAGCUGGCACGCUUUGUACUAGGCCAUCAGAAAAAGACCAAGUUUCAAAAGGAAAGAGAAGACCGUGAAGCGAAGAAGCGACAAGCGGAUGAAGAAGCUGCAAAGAUCUACGCGACGUUUGUAGCGUCUUUUGACAAUGAAGAUGAGACGAAAGGCAAGACAUUUGUGAGGGCAGCAGCGCAGAAUAACCAAGUAUCUACGCAGCAUUAUGACGAUGUGUACAGAUUAAAAGCAAAGGAAACGAAAGCGUUUGGUCUAGAUUCAUCUUUUGCUGAUAAAAGAGCGUCAGAGAUUACGCAUAAAGUAGCGGACCAAAUGCAGCAUCAAAAUCAGGUUACAAUGAUGCAAAUGCCUAAGAAACGACGAGCGAUUGAUGAAUUCUUAGAGGAGAUGAAGGAACGAGGACCUGCGCCUGUUUUGAUGGAAGGUAGUAGCAUGGCGAAAGGAUCAUUUGAUAACGGAAAUCCAGACACAACAAAUUUGUAUGUAGGGAAUUUGGCCCCGACAAUUACAGAGGAAGUUUUGGAGGCGGAGUUUGGACGGUAUGGACAGGUUUACUCGGUAAAAAUCAUGUGGCCUCGAUCAGAAGAAGAGCGUGCACGUAAACGCAACUGCGGCUUUGUCAGUUUCUACGAGCGACGUGAUGCUGACGAUGCACGCAUUAAUCUGGACAACAAAGAGUUGGAAGGCCAACCUAUGAUUGUUGGAUGGGGCAAAGCGGUUAAAAUCCAGCCUCGUGAGUGCACCCCUGGUGUACUACUUUCAUCGGCGGUGGCAUCUGCCACUGUCACACCGGAUAUGUCUACUGUAAAGCAAGAUUCAAUCAGCAGUCCGUCUAUUACGAUCGAGAUGCCCAAUGAAGAAGUAAAACGGCGUGUGGAUCACCUUGCUCACUAUGUUGCGACAGAUGGACUUCAAUUUGAAAAUGCUGUUCGUAUGCGUGAAGCGAACAAUGGGGAUUACGAUUUUCUGUUCAAGUCUCAGUCUGCCACAGCGUUGUAUUAUCGGUGGCGAGUCUACUCAUUUGCGAUGGGAGACAAUGAGUACUCAUGGCGUACAACACCAUUUCGGAUGACUGACGAAGGGCCUGUGUGGAUUCCACCUGACGUGCCUACACCAUCGCAUAGAAGUAGUAAGCGCGAACUUACGUCUCGAUUGUCCGGUUGGCAGAAACAGAGCAGAAGUCGGAGCAGGUCGCGAAGUUCUAAAAGAACACGCCGACGAAGUGGCAGCAGUCAUCGGUCUCGUAGCAGUUCGUUUAGCUCGGACGGUGACCGUGAUUACCAGAGAAGUUGCAGACGCCGCAGCCGAAGCAGAAGUCGAUGUCAUCGCGGUCGCUCGUGGUCAUCUGAUGAUACAAGCUUACAAACGAAUAGUUGCCGGUCGCGCUCGCGUUCCCGUAGAGAAUACAAACGGCGUGGUGACAGCCGGCAUGAACGAAGCCGACAGAAUAGACAUGUGGAUGACCGUAGUGAACAAAAAGUUGGUGCUACGGAUGAGAACGAAAGUUUGCUGACUGGACAACAAAUUGCACGUGCGCGCGACAUGGAGAGAGGUCGGGAACGAAAUCGAUUGUCAGUCAAACAUUACGAUGAAUUUAAGGAUUUGCUUGGUGAACUGACCCUGGAGAGAGAGUCCGUAAAAAAGACGAUGGGCUUUGCUUUGGACAACUCCGAAGCAGCGGUGGACUUGGUCAACAUAAUUUUGGAAUCUUUUAAGAGCUUAACUUCGUCUGGCGUCACUCUCAUUGGCCUUUUAUAUGUGACAUCCGACAUUUUGCACAACAGCUCGGCUGCUGUGAAAAACGCAUCGCUGUUUCGCACGACGUUUCAAGACUGUCUACCAGAAAUAAUGGAUACGCUUCGUAUUGUGCACAAAAACAUCGUUGGUCGAAUGUCUGCGAAUGCGAUGAAAGAAAAGGUGAUGAACGUGCUUUCUGCAUGGGAAAGUUGGAGUUUAUUCCCUCCAGCUGUGCUUUUGGGCCUUCAUGCUUCGUUCUUGCGCAAAGUUGAAGAAGAUGAGUACUUGGUGUCACACAAUUUAAGCAUCAAUGGCAUCGGCGAAAUUGAUUUAGAGCGGCUACGAAAGACAUGUCGACAAUCGGGAAUUAUGGCCGCAGGCGAUGCAAAGCGGCUCAUAGCUCGCCUGCAGUGGAUUAAAGAGUUUACGUCACCGGCAACGUUAAGUGAACCUUGGCAGACGGUAGCAACGAAAGCACCCAGUACUCAACCAAGACACAAGAUUGCCACCUCGGGUGGGCCGAAGGCUCUCACAGACGAUGUGACAGUAAGACAAAACGAGGAAUCGAAAAGCGAAGACGGCAGUAACUCGGUUGAUGAGACGAAUUUUGAUGAAGACCUUAUUGAUAAAGAGCCCAUAGUCGACGGUAGCAGCGAUAUUGACGGUGAGCCUAUGGAUGAAGAAGAAAUAGAUGGCGAACCAUUCGACGAAGAUGAAACUAUAGAUGGAGAGCCACUAGAUGGCGACGAUUUGGAUGGAGUUCCAAUGGACGAAGAGAUGGAUGGGGAGCCUAUCUAA
This is a messenger RNA of Peronospora belbahrii, 2673 nucleotides long. The record is from the annotation of a GenBank genome assembly. NCBI's taxonomy places the organism in Eukaryota, Oomycota, Peronosporomycetes, Peronosporales, Peronosporaceae.